Molecule: messenger RNA, 1626 nt
Organism: Saitoella complicata NRRL Y-17804
Lineage: Eukaryota; Fungi; Ascomycota; Saitoellomycetes; Saitoellales; Saitoellaceae
Exons: 3
Coding region: 1-1626 (541 amino acids)
Biological process (GO): regulation of gene expression
Cellular component (GO): nucleus
Molecular function (GO): protein binding
Source: RefSeq, a predicted model, not a curated record
AUGGAGCUUCGUGGAGGAACUGAUGCCGUUGUGAGGUGUCUGUCGGACCUAGGUUUGCAGGCGUACAACGAGAAGUUUAUUGAAGAAGGAUUCACGUCAAUGCCGACCCUCAUGGACAUAACCGAACAAGACCUUGUCGAAAUGUCCAUAAAACGCGGCCACCGCCGCCUCCUGCAACGCGAAAUCGCAUCACGGCGCGGAAUCCCUAUCAACGAGCCCCUACCCCUCGAAGAAGAAAUGGACGAAUCGCGUGGAGUUACUCCGGCGAUGAGUUGGAAUGGGAAGGAUAGGGAGGCGCAGGAGGAGUUUGAGGGGGAGAAGGAGGAGGCCGUUGGUGGUGGGAAGAGGAAGGCGAAGGCAAAGAAGGAUAAUAUUGAUCAGGAGACGGGGAAGAGGAAGUAUCGGAGACAUCCAAAGACUGAUCCCAAUGCUCCCGAAAAGCCGGCGUCAGCAUAUGUCGUUUUUGCCAACUCUGUUCGCGAAGAACUCAAGAAAGACGUUGCCAAUAACUCCCUCUCCUUCACCGACAUCGCCAAGAUCGUCGGCGACAGAUGGAAACUCCUCGACCCCGAAGAAAAAGAACGCAUGGAAGAUGACGCAGCCCGCAAAAAGGAAGACUUCGCAAACGCCAUGCUCAAAUACCGCAGUUCGCAAGAAUACUAUAAAUACCAAGUCUACCUCACUCAAUUCCGUGAGAAACAUCCGAAUGCGGAUUUGGGCGAGCCAGCGCCGAAAAAGAGUAAGUUGGAGAAGUCGAUGUCGAAGGAAAAGAGUGAUAUGAGUGAGAUGGGGAUGCAGAUGUCGAGGACGCCGAGGAGGCGGGCGCAUUCGACGACUGAUACCCCGAGUAUGAUUGAGAGGGGGCUAAGUAAUGCCUCGUCGUCGUUCAGGGCGGAUGAGAGUCCGGAGUUGCGACACUUGAAUACUCGACUCCAGGAUCUGCGUGAUGCUGCUGUCUCGGCUGCAGCCACCGCUGGUUCGUCUUCGACACCCGUUCAUGACUUCCCACCUCCUGCAUCUGCCACGAGUGUUGGCGGACAUGAGAGGAGGUCCAGUAUCGCAAGUUCGAUAUCCAAUGCUUCGAAUCAAUAUAGCCCCACUGCGACUGUGCCGCCGAAGAAUAUGUAUUCGCCGACACAGACGCAGCAGACGCAGAGUGCGAUGUUCCAGCCGCCUCCCUUUCCUCCUAGGCAAGGUGGGUAUAUGCCCUACCCUCAGCAACAGCAGGUUCAGGGACAGCAGCAACAACAGGAGCAGCCAGCGCCGUUCCCGGGGUUGAGACUUCAGGCGGCAAUUCCUUAUCACGUCAGGCAGCCGUCAGGUUCUGGAUUCCUUCCUCCUUCCAUAACCGAUCCUUCGAACUUCCAGAUUGGGUCAGGAGGCGGAGCUGGAAUGGGAGUUCCCGGUAGGAACCCCAGUGUCCCGCCUAGGAUGGAUAGCGCGGAGAGUAUCAGCGAGAGUGUGGCGAGUAGUGCGACAGCCGUGAGUGCAUCGAAUGUUGGUGCUGGAAUGAGUGCGGGUGAGGCUAAGGCGGUUGCAGCGGGGGUUAAUGGCGGAGCAAGGGCAAGGCCGAGAGGUGGGUUGGGUGAUCUGUUGAAUCCGGCUUCAGAUUGUCCGUCCAACUAG